This is a messenger RNA of Rhagoletis pomonella (apple maggot), 323 nucleotides long. RefSeq lists its product as uncharacterized. The annotation marks the transcript as partial. NCBI's taxonomy places the organism in Eukaryota, Metazoa, Arthropoda, Insecta, Diptera, Tephritidae. The record is from RefSeq and is a predicted model, not a curated record. The transcript has a single exon.
AUGCCUCCGCUAGAGGCCACUCAAACAAUGCCACAGCCCACAGAAUUUGCGCCAUUGUCCGAGAAAGUGGGGGAAACGGAAAAGUUGUUGCAACAGCAGGAAGAUGUCGUAAUUCCUGUGGACACUGUGGUCGUGGAGCAAUCUAUGGAUGAGCGACUGCACAAUAGCAAUUCAUAUAAUCAUAAACAACGACAGGAGCAGGAGCACCAUCAACUCAAUCAGCAGCGGGAACGAGUUGAGCAACAGUCGCAAUCGCAACACCAGCAUAGCCACACGCAUCACCAUCAUAAUAAGCAUCAUCAUCAGCAACAGCAACAUCAUCA